Sphenostylis stenocarpa is the source of this 429-nucleotide messenger RNA. NCBI's taxonomy places the organism in Eukaryota, Viridiplantae, Streptophyta, Magnoliopsida, Fabales, Fabaceae. The record is from the annotation of a GenBank genome assembly.
AUGGAGAAGAAGAAGUUAGGGAAGGAGAAGAUGUUAAGAAUGGUUUGGGAUGGGGAAGAAGUGAAAGAAGGAGAAGAAGUUAGGGAAGAAGAAGAAGCUUUGGAUGGAGAAGAAGUCAAGAAUAAAGAAGAAACUAUGGAUGGGGAAGAAGUUAAGGAGGGAGAGAUGCUUAUUAUGGAUGGAGAAGAAGUCAAGGAAGGAGAAGAAGUCAUGGAAAGAGAAGAUGGUUUGGAUGGAGAAGAUGGUUUGGAUGGAGAAGAAGUUAAGGAAGGAGAAGAAGUUAGGGAAAGAGAGGAAGUUAAAGAAGGAGAAGAAGUUAAGGAAGGAGAAGAAGUUAGGGAAAGAGAGGAAGUUAAGAAGAAGAAGCUUUGGAUGGAGAAGAAGUCCAGAUUAAGAAGAAGCUUUGGAUGGAGAAGAAGUCAAGAAUAA